CUCGAGAGCCUCUCCACUGUGUUAUCGAGCGUGCUCCAAGGCCGACAUCCGUCAGCUUCUUCUUCUCCACUUCACAACCAUCAAAACACAGCUUUCGGACAUAACUUCCAUCUCCCAACCUUACUCCCGUGCCGCUGUUUGCUCCUGGCAUCGGUUAUCCGCGUCCCGACCUGCUUGGUCCCCGAGAACCUUCCCAUCGAGUCCGUUGUCGAUGGACAAUCAGGAUCCCAGAUAACGUCGCGAACCUCGGCAUCUUCCCGACCUCGCGACUGCGCGACUGACUGUUCGCGUCUAGGAUUUUUCUCUUCUUUACAGUCGUUUCCCGUCCUUCCUCUAACCCCUUAAGUUGGCUGUCUUGUCCUUCGGCCCCAUUACCGCCCUCCAAAAUGACGGAACCAGAGUCAUUCGAAGAUGAUCUCUUCGCCGAUCUCUAUGCCGAUGACGAGCCUACCUCAAAACCAGUUCCUGCGGCCGCGCAGCCCGCAGCACCUGCUCCAGCCGUCUCUGCCCCAACAGAGGCGCUGGACGAACCGCCUUCGGCAGAUGGUGGUCACGGCGCUGACGACAGCAUGAACUACGAAGAUGACGAUGAGGAUGACGACGUCGACUUCAAUCUCGGCAACGGCUCCGUUUCAACAGCACAGUACUCCUCAGAGAGGCCUUCACAAACGCCCAUGCCCUCGGCCCCAGCGCCAGCUCCAAGCGCGCGAGGCCCCAACUCCAAAGAAGACGGUAAAAUGUUCAUUGGAGGCUUGAACUGGGAGACAACGGACCAGUCACUGCGCGAAUACUUUUCACAGUUCGGCGAGGUUAUUGAGUGCACCGUCAUGCGCGACGGCUCGACCGGCCGAUCUCGUGGCUUCGGCUUUCUGACUUUCAAGGACCCCAAGACGGUCAACAUCGUGAUGGUCAAGGAGCACUACCUGGACGGCAAGAUUAUCGAUCCCAAGCGCGCCAUCCCACGAGAUGAACAGGAGAAAACGAGCAAGAUCUUCGUCGGCGGGGUAAGCCAGGAUACGACAGACCAGGAAUUCAAGGACUUCUUCGCCCAGUUUGGCAGGGUCGUGGACGCGACCCUUAUGAUGGAUAAGGACACAGGCCGUCCCCGCGGCUUCGGUUUCGUCACGUUCGAGUCCGAGGCCGGUGUGGACGCAUGCCUGGCGCAGGAGCUCGAGAUCCACGGCAAGCCCAUCGAGGUCAAGAAGGCGCAGCCUCGCGGCAACAUGCGCGAGGAAGAGGAGGCCAACCGGCGGGCUGGCGGCGGCCCUGGAAACAAGUUCCGCAAAGGCGUCAACGGCCCGGGCGGCGACGACCAGCAGGGAGGCGGCGGCGCUGGCGGCGGCAUGGGCGGAGCUGCCCCCGGGGGCAUGACGCCGCAGAUGAUGGCCAACUACUGGCAGCGCAUGCAGCAGUACUUCCAGAUGAUGCAGCAGCAGCUGGCCAUGAACCAGCGCAACAUGGGUUUCGGAGGCAUGAACCCGCAGAUGAUGCAGAUGAUGCAGAUGCAGCAGAUGCAACAGAUGCAGCAGAUGAUGGCCGCCCAGGGCCGCGGCGGACCCGCCGGGAACCCUAUGGCGGCCAUGGGCAACAUGAACCCCCAGAUGAUGGCCCAGAUGCAGCAGAUGAUGGCGGCCCAGCAGGGCGGCGGUCCUGGCGGUCCUGGUGGUCCCGGCGGCCCCGGCGCCGAUCCGUCCGGCGGUGGCGGUAGCGUUAGCGGUGGCCAGGGCAGCGUCGACGGUAGCGUCGACGGCAGCCAGCAGCCGAACCGAGCGCCGUUCAACGCAUACGACCAGCAGAUGUUCGAGCAGCAAAAGCUGGAGGCACAGCAGCACAACCCGCAGCAGCGGCACCGCGGGCCGCAGCAGCAACAGCAACAGCCCCAGCCACAGCAGCAUCGCCAGGGCGGCGGAGGCGGAGGCGGCGGGUACGGCGGCGGCCACCACCAGCAGCAGCAACAGCAGGGAGGGUACGGCGGCGGAAUGGGCGGCGGCGGCCCCACGUCCUGGGAGGGCAUGUACGACGACGUCCCCCAGCCCAACUUCAACCAGGGCGGCGGCUUCCGCAAUAACAACAACAACAACAACCGUGGCGGUCAUCAGAACAACAACAACCGGAUGGAUCCCAACAACGCACCGCCGCCAAACGCGCCGACCGGUCCCAAGAACGCCGGCAAGCCGGGCUCCAACUACCGCGGCGGCGGCAGGGGCAUGAACCGCGGCUUCCACCCUUACGCCCGUGGUUAGUAGUCACGUCUGGAGGAGACGAUAACAGAUAUCUCCUGGUGCGGCGGCAAGACUGCUGGUGGCCGCUUCUCGCAUUCCGCCUGCUUUUUUUUUUUGUUUAUCUGGCACAUUACUAUCAUCUGCUUCCUCACUCAAUCUUUCAUUCUCGACUGCCACCCUUCUCGUGCUGUAUCCUUUCCCGUCCAGCCCUUUGUUUACCCAGGACUCUCCUCCUGGAGACGGCACAUUGGGGGAGAUCCCAGAGGACUGGGGGAAAGGGCUUGUGUAAUUACUAGGAAUCCCAUUCGUUCACUGGGAUAAAACAAAAAAGGGGGGUGCCUACAGCGGAUGCGGGAUGGCUCGUACGAGGUCAGGAAACGCCGCUUAUUAGGGCGUCUCAGCCUUUGCUCCGUUUCUCCCAUUAUUAAUCGCCUUUUUUUUUCUGUCUUAUCCUCCUGUACUCAGCUGUCGGGGACUGAAUUUCAGCCAGCUCAUCAACUAGUGCGUUCAUGAUGCGUGCAUGUCCACAUCCG
Messenger RNA from Gaeumannomyces tritici R3-111a-1, 2755 nucleotides. RefSeq lists its product as hypothetical. NCBI's taxonomy places the organism in Eukaryota, Fungi, Ascomycota, Sordariomycetes, Magnaporthales, Magnaporthaceae. Gene Ontology annotation, molecular function: RNA binding. The record is from RefSeq and is a predicted model, not a curated record. The transcript has 5 exons. The coding region runs from base 387 to 2243 and encodes 618 amino acids.